AUGCGCACCAAGUCGCCAGAGAAGAGAACUCGACAAAAAAACCAAGCGAGGCAGCAAACUUACAGGGUCGAGACCGAGAGGAACCCGGAAACCACUCCGCAGUAUUUUCAGAUAUCCGUCAAUGUCUUGGAGGCUCGCAAGCUGAUGUGGAUAAAUCCAAACUCCGCCAACUCCUAUGUCAUCGUGGUCCUGGGAAAGAAGAAACACAGGACUACCAUACGAAGGAACAUGGAGGAACCAUAUUAUAGAGAGUACUUCAUGUUCGAGCUAUACGUCAGCAUCAGGGAUAUCCAACGUUCGAGUAUCUGGCUCGCUGUGAUGGAGCCCCGGUGUUGCGCCCCACCACGUCUCAUGGGGGAAGCCACCAUUGAUCUCGGAGCUAUUUGGUCUCAACCUCAUCAUCAAGUAUUUCACAAGUGGGCGCAGUUGGGUUUGCCUCGGAACCCAGCCGCUGGGGCUGUGGGUUUUCUCAAGGUGGACAUUUCAAUCAUAUUCAGAGGAGACAUUCAAGUGAUGCCAGUAGUUGUGAACGAUGAGAGAGUUGAAGACAAUCUGCUUCUACCAACGGGCUCGGAGCAACAGCCAGCGAAUUACGUGAUUACCAUAUACGGAGCCUAUGGUUUGCCAAACGGUGCGCAUGGGCAAGCCGAUAGGCGCUUCGGAAAAUCACCCAGUUCCUUCGUCAAAGUGUCGUUCUGCGGACUUUCGGCUAAAACAGCAGUGCAGAAUCGCAACAACCAUCCCACUUACUGCGAACAGAUAUCGAUAGUGGAAAUGUUUCCAAGCAUGAGUGAGAUGAUCAGACUGGAGGUUUGUUCCGGAGAAGGAUGCUUCAACAGAGUCAUAGCCAGCGUACAUUUAAAGCUUACCCAGAUUUCUCAUGAUGGUGAAAAUGGUUUCCUCCCCACAUUCGGUCCUUCGCUCCUCCACAUGUAUGGAACAUCCACAUCGGGUACGUUGGCCGCUACUGGUGAAGAUGGUCCCUACCACCGCGGAGCGAUGCUGGUAUCCCUAAGGACUAUUGUGCCGUACUACCAACAAGGAUUGAGGAGUACUAGCGUGGAGCCCGUAUCGCCUUUGCAGCCGGAAAGUCUAUGGUUGAUGGAAGAUUUCUGCGUCUUCUGCCCAAUCCUAGAAGUGUCCAUGCUGGACCGGCGUAUCUCUGGAAAGCUGUGUGGCAUUGCCAUUACUGUAGGUGAACUUCCUACGGAUGAUCAAGGGGAUGAAGAGUUUGUGGCAAUGAUGACUGAGAUAAGAACCCGAAAGCUUUAUUAUACGGGAUCCAUGGACGUGCUCAAGACCCGGCCGGUUCAUGGAUACCUGGAUUUUGAGAACACCUUCCCAGUUCUGCAACUGGCAACCAGGCUGCCAGACUUCAGGUUCAGGAUGUAUCGGAACAAUAUGGUGUUUGGCAUCGUUACAGAACUUGAGCAAGCGUUAACAGAAGUUGAACGCCGACUCAAGAAUUCUGAGUACAAUUCGUUAAGAGAUCUAACAGAUGAUAUAAACAGAUCUGUCGAUGACGCCGCCGGUAAUAUCUUGAAGUUUCUGGAUAUAAUUCAAUACUCCAGCCCUACCAGCAGUGUUGAGAGCACUAUGGCCAAGUAUAGCACUGAAUUGGACAAUAAGCAGCUGGCUUUGCAGAAAGAGGAGAUAGAAAAAAUCUACCAGCAAAUAACAAAAAGGACGCAGCGAUGUGCAUCUACCAUGAGUCUCAUACAUUCCAUUACUCAGUCUGAAUCUAUGAGCAGUACAAAGAAAGAUGUCAAACUAAUGCUUGCUGACAUUAGGUUGAUCGCUGAAAACUUGAAGAGCCUUAUUUACAAAACAUCUGAAGGAUGGCCCGAUAUAGUGGUAUGGCUCUUAAGCGGAGGAUCAAGAGUAGCUUACUACAAGAUGUCCAUAGCUGAUAUCAUUUUUUCAGUCAUACCUGAACAAAACGGACGGCACUGUGGGCGUAUACAGAGCGUUUACUUGAAGCCAUUGAAAUGUCCAAAGCACGUGAACACUUUGUCAACUGGUUGCUGCUGCAUUGCUGGGAAGGUCGAGCUGAUCCUGUGGAUGGGGCUGUACCGGCAGAUUCACGCCUUCGAGGGCUGCCUGCCAAAAGGAUACAAGCUGAAGAUCAAGGAUUACGAUAUGUGUCUUAAGACUUCUACUAUGAUGCUGGAGUGCAGAGUGUUCGUCUACAGAGCGAAAUUGAAUACGAGCGUUGAUCGAAGUAACCACGCGCAUCCCUUUGUGAGAGUGAGCACUCUGAACUCCGUGAAAGAAACGAAGAUCGAACAGAAAACUCUGACACCUGUCUGGAACCAAGUCUUGAAGAUCCACAAGCUGGUGUCGGCGACACAAGACAGAAUACAGAACAGUCCUCCUCUAGUAAUGGUUGAAGUCUUGGAUAGUGACCAAGGAGGCAAGUCGGAGCUAAUAGGGCGUUUACAAGUAUCACCCGUGGUUGAUGACAGACAAGAGUACCAGUAUUCCCCUAAGCUGCAAUGGUACGAUCUGCACAGAGGUGUGGAGUACAGCGGCCAGAUACUCAUGUCCGUCCAACUGUGCCAGAUUCCGGAAACGUUAAUGAAAAGCACAGUGUAUGGUCCAGUAGAAGAAACAUACGUUGCAACGGGUGUGAAGGAACCUACUGUCGAGGCUGAAUCUGAUGAUCCUGAACCUUUGCCACCCAACUUGAUACCCAAGGCCACCACCUACAAGGUGGAUAUCUACUGGUGGGGUCUACGUGACGUUACAACGACCAGGAAACCCUGUGUUGUUCUAGAAAUUGAUGAGCUGACGAUAAAAUCAGACGUCGUAUGUGACAAGAAGUCUAACUGUAAUUUUCCAAAUGGGAGAUCUUCACAGACCUUCCAAGCUCCUUUGAAUGAGGUCUACUGCCCUCCUCUGAGUAUCAGGUUGUAUGAUAGCAGUACUUUUGGAAGGACACUCUUUUUGGGCACGAAUAUUGUGAAAAACCCUAACAAGUAUAUUGUUAGUUGGAUACCGAAAGUUGAAAGAGAGGCGUCUUUGAGAAGCGUGUCCAUUGUGGCGUCCAGUUUCUUUCAAGUCAGUCAAAUCCUCUACGUAAGGAAAGGCUCUUUUCAAUCAAUCGACAAUCUAAUGAGCAAAACCUCAAUGCAAAGCGUCCAAGAAACAAAGAGACCUCGCUGGAAACGAGUGUUCUGCAAUAAAGUGGCCGAUGAAGAAGAAUACGUUCUUCUCCCAAUGUUCUCCAAAGAGAAGAAUCAGAAACUGGCCAAAAAUACUUCCCUAGAACAUUCUGUACAGAGAGACUGGUGGACAAGAUAUUUUGAAACGAUAUCGGAGGAAAUAGAUGAAACUACACCAAGCACUGAUCGAAUAGUUGUGUACAAUGGAGAGUUAGAAGCUCAACCUGAGUUUGCUAAAUUCAAAGAUUGGUGUAGCACCCUGAAGCUUUUCAAUGGGAAGAAGACCGGUAUACCUGAGAAAGAUGAGCAGUUGUACUGCGGCUACUUGAAAGCAGGUAUCGCUAUAUACAGGUGGCCCCCGCCUGUGGAUACCAUUGCCGUCAGCUGUAAUGGCGUUGAACUAAAUAAUGGAUUCUUCAACGACUACCCGGACAACGAGCCUUCGAAGUUCCUUGUACGGGUAUACGUCGUUAAAGCAGUGAACUUGGUAGCCAAAGCAUUCACGGGCAAACUGGAUCCUUACGUGGCCAUCAGUUGUGGUAAUAAACACCUUGGUGAUAGGAAGAGUCACGUCAAGAACACUCUGAAUCCUAUAUUUGGGAAGAUGUACGAGUUCAGGUGCACUUUACCAGACGACUACCUUCUAACAGUUUCCUUGUUUGACUACGACACGGUACCUCCCGACGAGCUAAUUGGGUCUACCACCAUCGACUUGGAAGAUAGGAUCUACUCGAAGCACAGGGCAAGAGUAGGCUUGGCUUCUGAAUAUAACGCGAUUGGACCAAACAAGUGGCGUGACUCCCAAAAGCCUUCGGCAAUUCUCGAAGAACUCUGCUCUAAAAAUCAUCUACCUCCACCCUCGUUUCCUGAUAAUGCUACAGUCGUCGUCAACGGCGUUGAGUAUAGAGACAGCGACAAUGGCAGGAGUUUUAGGUCAGCAUCCGAUCGCAAAGAAAACAUCUGUCUCAGCCUACUUCACAGUUGGUACACGUUGCCAAUAUGCGGGUAUCGCCUAGUGCCCGAACAUGUGGAGUCACGGCCUCUACUGAAUACUGCAAAGAAUGGAUUGGAACAGGGCAAACUCCAAAUGUGGGUGGAUAUAUUUCCUUUGGAUGCGGAUAAGUAUAUCCCGCCUGGUGUGGACAUCACUCCUAAAAAACUGGAGGAGUAUGAGCUUCGCGUAAUCAUCUGGGAUGUGCAAGGAGUAAAGCUGGAUGAUCACGGGAAGAAGGUUUCCGAUAUUUAUCAUGCGGUGGGUAUUUUGCUUUGGUACAUGCGCAAGCUACUUGCACCGUGUAGAUGCACCCUUAGCUUCAAAGAAGCCCAGACAAGUUUUCACACUAAUAUGUUCUUGAAAAUCAAAGGAGUUUACAUUUUGAUGCUUUGUAUUUUCAGAUGGAUUGACACCAUAGAACAAGCUCAGUACACGGAUGUUCACUACAGCAGCUCUGCAGGAGAAGGUAGCUUCAAUUGGCGAAUGAUUUUCCACUUCCAGUAUCACCAAGCGGAGAAAAAGUUGGUGAGAAAAGAAAAAGGACCCUUCACGGAGGUCGAAGAACACAUGACUCCAAUAUUUGUGGUUCAAGUAUUGGACAGCGAUGCUGCUUCUCAAGACGAUUUUUUGGCAUCCGUGUCUUUCAAUUUGAACUCAAUGUCCAGAGGAGUGAAGCAACCUUAUAAAUGUAAUCAAGAAGAACUGGAUAAGAAUAAGAAGAUAAAUCUUUUCACCACUGUGGCGAUUAGAGCAUGGUGGCCUCUCGUUUAUACUAAUAGAAAUACUGGCAUGACUUCAGCUGCUGGAGCUAUAGAUUUGGAGAUGUCAUUGCUGCCGAAAGAGAAGGCUUUGUUGAUGCCAGUUGGACUCGGAAGGGAACCACCGGCUCCUUUGCCUGAUCCUGCCGUAGAAAUGGGCGAAAAGGAUAAGGUUGCUGUUUCUAUGGGAGGAAAAAGAGGAUACCUGUAA
Molecule: messenger RNA, 5127 nt
Organism: Helicoverpa zea (corn earworm)
Lineage: Eukaryota; Metazoa; Arthropoda; Insecta; Lepidoptera; Noctuidae
Product: otoferlin-like
Exons: 32
Coding region: 1-5127 (1708 amino acids)
Biological process (GO): plasma membrane organization
Cellular component (GO): membrane
Source: RefSeq, a predicted model, not a curated record